AACGAAUGUUUAUGCCUCCCGUUGCCAUGAGCACCAGUGUUUACACGUCGCCGUUGCUACGAUUGUUUUGUAUUUUUCAUUACCUUGGAAAUGCCCCUUCUUUUUUUGUCAAGUCAAGUCAAUUACACCAGUCGCGUCUCAACCGCCAAGAAGACAUCAUACACUCUGUUUCUUAAAUUUAGAUAUUUCAGGCAGUAAUUUUGUAUAAGUUAUUUUGUAUUGUGAAUCGAUAGUUCAACGUUCUGUUCAACGUAAGGGCGUUAUUAUUAUUAUUCGUCCGCCGCACUACAAUCAGUUUGGUUCUAUGUCUUGAUUCACAAUGACCGCACGCCUGACAUCUUUCCGCAAGGCAGCAUAAGUGGACCCGACUUCAUCAGUCUUUCCCGCACAACCGCAACGCCACAUCGCAUCUAUACAUCAAUAAAAUCGAAAGGAAAGGUUCUAGAAUAAACCCUGCAGAAAAACACAGAUGUUACCACCGUCGGAAGACGGAUUGACCGCAGAGGAGGUCAUUUUCAUGAGGCGAAACGAAUGCAACAUUCAGGAGAACCUCACAGAUGGCUUUGGGUGUCCGAAAGAGUUCGACGGAUGGACGUGUAUCAACGCAACUUCGCCCGGAGCUGUGAUCCACGUCCCUUGUCCUUAUUUCAUCUUCGGUUUCGAUCCCAAACGUCUGGGCCAUCGGACAUGUUUGGAAGACGGCACAUGGUUUCGGCAUCCGGACAGCAACAAGACCUGGACAAACUACACUACAUGUGUGGACACAGAUGACCUCAAGGUAUAUUGCCAUUGCAAUAGAGAUUAA
Molecule: messenger RNA, 805 nt
Organism: Cimex lectularius (bed bug)
Lineage: Eukaryota; Metazoa; Arthropoda; Insecta; Hemiptera; Cimicidae
Product: calcitonin gene-related peptide type 1 receptor-like
Exons: 5
Coding region: 470-805 (111 amino acids)
Biological process (GO): adenylate cyclase-modulating G protein-coupled receptor signaling pathway
Cellular component (GO): plasma membrane
Molecular function (GO): G protein-coupled peptide receptor activity
Source: RefSeq, a predicted model, not a curated record